AUGGUCGUGGCCAUCCUAUCCCUUGCCGCCAUCGGAGCCUCCUUCGCCACCGCCUUGCCACUACCCCGUGGCUCUCCAGCAUCCGCACUACCCCGCGACUCACCGGCACCCACCACCACCACCUCGACUUCCGGGUGGCCCGGGUUCAAGCGCGCCUCGCCAGCCGGAAAAGCAGGGUUUAUCAUCUGGGUUCUAUUCGCGUCCAUCCUAGGCGCCUACGGACUCUGCAACUUGCUUAUGUUCAUCUAUGCCCUCUUCCGCAUCACCGGCAGGCGGUGGGAGCCGGCCGAGCGCUUUGUGGACGCCUACUUCUCCUUCCACCGCCGGUUUUGUGGCUCGGACGCGGAGGAUCCCCUCUCGAGCCGGCCACCACCCGCGCUUGACUCGACGGGCCGAACCGGAGAGGGAGGGGGCGACGGUGGCACGCGCACGAGAACGUACGCCUCCAGUAUCAACACUAAGCUUGUGUACGUGGUAUCGGCUGAUGAAGCGGACGACCGGAGGGCGACGGAGAACGCCGAUGCCAAUUGCAGACGCAGCUCCCAGAGCGACCGUGGUUCGAGCAUCCCGCCAAGCUACAGGUCGAAGGACCGCUUGCCGUCUUACUCGAGCCCAGUGCCAGAUCAUACGGCAGAGUUUGACUUUGAGUUUGCGGAGAUGCCGCCUGGAUCACUUGCUCUAUCCUUUGGUCAAGGGUCAGUCCGGUCCGGCGACGAGAGCCGGCGAGCGUCGCCGGCUGCCGAACGAGGGCAAUAG
Molecule: messenger RNA, 756 nt
Organism: Vanrija pseudolonga
Lineage: Eukaryota; Fungi; Basidiomycota; Tremellomycetes; Trichosporonales; Trichosporonaceae
Exons: 2
Coding region: 1-756 (251 amino acids)
Source: RefSeq, a predicted model, not a curated record